CAUAUACGGCAUGAUAUACUUUCCAACCCCGAUUUCUCUUCUCUGUUUAUUUAUGCCAUGCCCCGCUCCGACUUUGACAGAAUCCCUGUUCUCAGUAUUGACCAGGAUUAUUAGCGAGUUAAUUGGAUAUGCGCCUACUCAUCUUGAACUGGAGCUUGCUCGUACCCGACCAGUUCAAGAGUAUGCUGCUAUUCCGAUAAUGAACCGGACAUGGAGCCAGAUCAUUGAAUCGAAGAAAAGCGCGUUCGCAGCAAAAGAAAUGGUCGUGUGGGGGAAGCUCUGGGUGAAUAGAGGCCAUGUAUAUCUCCAAUAUCGUCCAGAAGAUGUUAUUGCCGAUAGCCACCAAAGGUUGCUAAAGUCCUUCUGGCUAAAAAUCGGAUUUUCUAGCGAGCAUUACAGGAAACACGUCAAUGAACUGGGGGUAAUGCUUCAAGGCAACAUGUUCCCGGCUGUCCGAUACCUCUCGCUCACAUUGUGUUCUGAGCAUUCAUACUGGUCUUCUAGGGACGUUGUGAAGCAAUACGCAUCAGCGUAG
Molecule: messenger RNA, 535 nt
Organism: Linderina pennispora
Lineage: Eukaryota; Fungi; Kickxellomycota; Kickxellomycetes; Kickxellales; Kickxellaceae
Exons: 1
Coding region: 11-535 (174 amino acids)
Source: RefSeq, a predicted model, not a curated record